CCAUCCUGCGUCACUGUUCGCCCGUGGAGAGGGCGUCGUUCGAGAUAUCCCAGGCGAAUCUCGCGUGCUACAUGGCCACCAGCGCACACAGGCGAUAUCGAGGAAGCGGCCUUGCGUGGCGGGCCAAAUAACAACACAUGAUGCGCUAGCCGCGUAGUUGAUAGCCGUGGGCAACUCUUCGAACCGCAUUCGAGAACCAUGACGCAAAUCGCUGCUCUAGCGCCAUCCGCCAUCUGAUCGCCCCGACGCCAUGCGGCUUUCGAAUGCUUGGGGAAGCUAUCUUUCCCGGAGAAAUAACCUGUUCUGAGCUUGCUCUCACUUAUCCUUCGCAUUUAAUACCGUCGAAGUCAAUCUUCUCAAUUCGCGAAGCUUUGCGACCGGACCCGGAGCUCCUAGAGCUCAUAGUAAAGAUGUGGGGAGGAAAGAAAGCUCCCGAUGACGACGGCGAGUCCACGUCGCGAGCAGACGCCGCUUCGGUAGAUGCUGGGCGAAGCACGAGGAGUGUGCGCUCGACACCGCGAAGCAACUACGAGAGCAGACAAGAGCCCACUGAGAGGACCAGACUGCUCGACGAGGGACGACGGCCGCCAAACUCGGAUGGCUAUCUGGAUCCUGACGACCCAGCGGUCUCGCCGUACAACCUGUGGUCCGUCCGAUUCCUCCGCUACUUCACCAUCCUCUUCUUCAUGAUCUCGUGCAUUUGGUGGACGCUGCUCUUAAUCAGCAUCUUCAUCUCGCCGCCGGGUAUGCACUCUCGCGGCAGCGGCUUUUUCGACUUCGCCUUCACCUGUCUCACAAUCGGCAACCUCCUGGUCCAAAUUAUCUUCUUCAUCGCACCCGCCAAAGCUCUCCGCAUCACCACAACCAUCAUUGCCGUCUUCCUCAUCAUCGACAUGAUCCUGAUCCUGGCCGUCCCCAGACUCCGCCUCGAAGAAGGCUGGGUCGGCAUCGCCUCCGUCGUCUGGGCCGUCUUCAUCGCAAUCUGGUGCAUCAUUACCGACCGGGUUGUCGCCUGGGGCAAGAGAGAAGAAGAAGAGCGUCUCACCGGCCGCCCGGAGACGCGCCGCACGCUGAAAGAAUGGCUCGCCGUGCUCCUCGCGACAAUCCUCACGACCGCCUUCAUCGUCGUCGCCAUCCUUAUGACAGGCACCCUGAGCGUCCGCGCGCGCGACUCCACCCUCAGAUUCGCCGGCGAACGCAUCCUCGUCGACGGCGACAAGUACGCCGUCCACCUGGGCUGCGUGGGCAACAUCUCUUACACUCACGGCAAGCGCGAUCCAACCAUCCUCCUCGAAGCCGGCGAGGAGCCCGCCGAGUACGACUUCGAGCACUGGGCUUACAACGCUGUCCAAAACGGCUCCAUCAGCCGCUACUGCUACUGGGACCGCCCCGGGUACGCCUGGUCCGACAAUGCGCCCUCGCCGCACAGCGCGGGCAUGUCCGCAGACGCACUCUCCGAAGCCCUCGCCAAAGCCGGCGAGGAGGGCCCUUGGAUCUUGGUGUCUGCUGGCACCGGCAGCAUCGUCUCCCGCAUCUUCAGCUCCCGCCACCUCAAGCAGGUCACGGGGCUCAUGCUGGUCGACCCCAUGCACGAGGACCUGCUGCACCGCAUCGGGAACCCCGGGCGCGGCUUCGUGCUCUGGGGCUGGGGUAUACUCAGCCCGCUGGGCAUGUCGCGGCUCGCCGGAGCGAUCUUCAAGGGCCGCACGCGCCAGGAUCGCGUGUACGGACGCAACGCGUACCAGGGUGGGAAGUUCAUCAAGGCGGAGCUGCAGGAGAACCUCGUUGCGGACUCGCUGUCCAAGAACGAGGUUGUGUCUGCGAGGAACAUCCAGAGCAGUGAGACGCCGCUGGUUGUCGUCAGCAGCGCGGUCAAGUGCAGGAGUGAUGGCGAGUGGGAGCGGAAACAGAGGGACAGCACGAAGUUGACGGAGAAUCUGGUGAGCUGGGAUGUGGUGAAUAAGGCGCCGCACCAGGUGUGGCGGACGCUGGAGGGGAGGGAGGUCAUGGAGAAGAGGUUGAAGCAGCUGGUGAAGGCAGCGAGGAAGGUCAAUGCGACGGUGGAAGAAGAGGAGUAAGCCCACAACAAAGAGGGCGGAGGUGAGGUGGUGGUAAACUUCGUUGGUACAUAUGUUUUGCUUUGCGGUACGGCGGUUUGCAGCUGGGAGAUGUGAGGGUUCGCAGACUGUUUGAUUUGAGCGUUCGCACUGCGCGCGUUAUCCGUACACGUUAGUAAUCUCGAUAAUUUGUAGUCCAACUCCAUGGCCGCGUUUUACUGGUACAAUAUA
Paraphaeosphaeria sporulosa is the source of this 2288-nucleotide messenger RNA. Its product is annotated as mitochondrial integral membrane protein-like protein. The record is from RefSeq and is a predicted model, not a curated record. The transcript has 2 exons. The coding region runs from base 411 to 2078 and encodes 555 amino acids. Lineage: Eukaryota; Fungi; Ascomycota; Dothideomycetes; Pleosporales; Didymosphaeriaceae.